AUCACCUGGGGUUCCUCAAGUUCGUAGCAUCCUCCGCUCUUGCUCAACAGCUGAACUUGAUUUCAAGCGUUUCCAGCCGGAAAAACAAGCCGAAAAAGCCCCCGCCUCGAUUAAGACAAAUAAAACCACCUGAGGAAUCGUAGUUUCGUCACCACGGUUACUGCAAGGUGUUGCGAUGUAGCAUCACUCACGGCGACUCAGGCCUCCACGACAGUCCCAGAAGGAUAAUGUCACGAUGCGAUGACAUCCUUCCACUGCUAUUUAUGUCCUCUCGUCGUCUCAAAGAAAACGCUUUCUGUAAACAUCGUCGCUGAUUGCAGGUGUGAGUCUGUCAUUCGGAAAAAAAUAAACCUCACAGCCAAAAUCCCCAGUUGCUGUUACCAAAAUGGACAUUGCAAAACCACAAAACACUGUUUUCUGGUUUAUUUAAAUGCAGUUUAAAUUAUGUCUCUUUCAUGCCUUUACAUUUCAUAUAAGUUGGAAGAGAACAACUUGGCUAGAAGGACUCAGUUUAUUGAACUGAUCUCUAGAUGUUUAUUUUUGUCCUAUGCUUGUAAUCACAUUAAUAACUUUAAUGAAAAUGUUACACAGAUAUAUACUUUUUAAUGUUAAGUUACACAUAGGAAUGAUCUUCCUACGUCUCAUGGCAUGUUGUGUAUCUUUCUUUUUGAAGAAAUAAUACAGCAGACUGACAUAAUCUGAGGGAAAACAAUAUGAAUUUUGUUGAUGUUAUUUUCAUUCUUAGAAGCGGAAAUUCCAUGAAGACUUGAAUAGGGCGCCUGCGUCUCGAGCGUCUCCCGCCUCCUGCCCUACUGGCACAGGAAAGGGCUGUCAGAAAUGUGUCUGACGGAUAAAAAUAUUGUCAGGUUGGCAGGACAUGCUCUGUCUUGUCCAAGUUCGCAGAUCUCCCAGUGACAGCAGGAAAAUAGUUCCCGAAACGUGCCCACUUGUCUUUCAGGCGCAAUUUGCGACUAUAUUCAAAACAAGGCAAUUUUAAAAUUACAGUCAAGAAAGGUGCCUCAACAAGUGUGAACUGAAAGAGCGGGAACUAAGUGGAUUUAAUAAUCCGAGUAUUAUUUUUAAAUUCUUUUCAAAUGCUGCCAUUAACCCGCCUCAAUUAUUAAUGUAUAUCAUAUUAAACAUGUACAAAUAACAUUAAAAUCAAAUUGCCAUGAGCUCUUAAACGUUACACAUUUCCUACAUUAUCCAGGCUUUGGUUUAAUACAGGCAUCAAAGGGAUAGUUUUAUAUUGCAAUACAAAUACCACUUGCUUUCUCAGAAAGACAUGCCCUUAAUAAUAAUAUUCCUUGUUUUAUAGUCGGUCCCCCUUGUCCGGCCCUGUUUGUUGGUCUGGCUCCUCCCCCAGAUAUGGAAAUGAACCUUGUGCCAUAGAUAUGAGGGUGAAGAUGAGGUUUGCAGCAGAUUUCCAGCCUGCAUACAGACAGCCUCCUGGCUCACAGCCAACGUAUGCAAGUCCUCUCUAGCCAACCAGAAUUCCUGUUGCCGAUCACCUGACCUUGAAUUCCCAGACAAAGAAAUGCUUUUUUUUUUCUCUCUUUUUUUUUUUUAGAAGCAAGCUCCUUUAGCCUGAGAGUGGGGGGUAAAGAAAAAAUUUGAUCCACACAUUGGAUUUAAAGUUGCGUGCACCAGAGUUUAUGGGCAGAGAAAAAAGCCAAGCUGGCUUCCGUGAUGGACACCACAGAGGGGCCAGAGAGGCCUCAGCUCCAGAAGGAGGAGGACACCGUAAUCCCCAGUCCCCCGCCUCCCCAGCAGCAGCCCACCGACCCCGCGUCCCCAACCGUGGCCACCACCCCAGAGCCAAUUUCCGCAGGGGGCGGAGACAAAGCCACACCCCAGUCCGCGGACAUGGAGCUGGAGUACGAGGACGGGCGUGGUUUCGGGAUCGGGGAGCUGGUCUGGGGGAAGCUGCGGGGCUUUUCCUGGUGGCCAGGGCGCAUCGUGUCCUGGUGGAUGACCGGCCGGAGCCGAGCCGCGGAGGGGACCAGAUGGGUCAUGUGGUUCGGGGAUGGCAAAUUCUCCGUGGUGUGUGUGGAGAAGCUUUUGCCUUUAAGUUCAUUUUCCAAUGCCUUUCACCAGCCAACCUACAACAAGCAGCCCAUGUACAAGAAAGCAAUCUACGAGGUGCUCCAGGUAGCCAGUGGCAGGGCCGGUAAGGUCUUCCGCACUUGUCCAGACAGCGACGAAACAGACACUUCCAAGACCGUGGAUAUGCAGAACAAGGAGAUGAUUGAGUGGGCCAUAGCAGGCUUCCAGCCCACUGGUCCCAAGUGCUUGGAACCCCCUGAAGAGGAGCGUAAUCCGUACAAGGAGGUGUAUCCCGAGAUGUGGAUCGAACCUGAAGCCGCCGCCUACUCCUCGCCACCACCAGCCAAAAAACCACGCAAAAACACAGCAGAGAAGCCCAGGAUUAAGGAAAUCAUUGACGAGGGGACUCGAGAGAGACUUGUCUAUGACGUGCGGCAGAAAUGCAGAAAUAUAGAAGAUAUUUGCAUUUCUUGCGGAAGCCUGAACGUUUCCCUGGAACAUCCGCUGUUCACGGGAGGAAUGUGUCAGAGUUGCAAGAACUGCUUCCUGGAAUGUGCCUACCAGUAUGACGAUGAUGGAUACCAGUCCUACUGCACAAUCUGCUGCGGAGGACGCGAGGUGCUCAUGUGUGGGAACAACAACUGCUGUCGGUGCUUCUGCGUGGAAUGUGUUGACCUCUUGGUGGGUCCAGGGGCGGCCCAGGCAGCCAUUAAGGAGGACCCCUGGAACUGCUACAUGUGCGGCCAACAAGGCGUGUUCGGGCUCCUGGAGCGCCGGACUGACUGGCCCUGCCGCCUGCAGCAUUUCUUCGCCAAUAACCACGACCAGGAUUUCGAUCCUCCGAAGCUUUAUCCACCAGUCCUUGCUGAAAAGAGGAAGCCCAUUAGAGUCCUGUCACUGUUUGAUGGCAUCGCGACGGGCUUGCUGGUGCUAAAGGAACUGGGGAUACAGGUGGAAUGCUACAUUGCUUCAGAGGUGUGUGAGGACUCCAUAACCGUGGGCAUCGUGCGGCACCAUGGCCGCAUCAUGUACGUCGGGGACGUGAGGAACGUCACACGUAAACAUAUACAAGAAUGGGGCCCUUUCGACCUGGUCAUCGGAGGAAGCCCUUGCAAUGACCUCUCCAUCGUAAACCCUGCGCGCAAGGGCCUUUAUGAGGGCACUGGGCGGCUGUUCUUCGAGUUCUACCGACUGCUGCAUGAGGCACGUCCCAAGGAAGCCGACGACCGUCCAUUCUUUUGGCUCUUUGAGAACGUUGUGGCGAUGGGCGUCAGCGACAAGAGGGACAUCUCUCGUUUCCUGGAGUGCAACCCAGUGAUGAUUGAUGCCAAAGAGGUUUCAGCUGCCCACCGAGCCCGUUACUUCUGGGGUAACCUCCCCGGGAUGAACAGACCGCUAACGGCCAUGAGCAGCGACAAGCUGGACCUGCAAGACUGUCUGGAGCACGGCAGGACGGCCAAGUUUGGAAAAGUAAGGACCAUAACAACUCGAUCCAAUUCCAUCAAGCAGGGCAAAGACCAGCAUUUCCCUGUCUAUAUGAACGAUAAGGAGGACAUUCUGUGGUGCACCGAAAUGGAAAGGGUGUUUGGCUUCCCUGUCCAUUACACGGACGUGUCCAACAUGAGCCGGCUGGCAAGGCAGAGGCUGCUGGGGAGGUCAUGGAGUGUUCCGGUGAUCCGCCACCUGUUUGCGCCGCUCAAAGAUUACUUUGCGUGUAUUUAGACGACCCGCACUAUUACCACGAGCGAGAAAAAUCGAUGAGAAAUAGAGUAGAAAUACUCUUUACAUUUUACAGUUUUGUUUAAAGCUAGAUUUUUUUUUUGUUUACUUUAUUACUUGUAUUUGAAAUGCUAUUCUUUUAUAUUAUUUAAUUUUUGUAAUGCCAUUUUAAUUUUCAGCUUUGUUACCCAAUAUUAUACAAAAUGAUUUAUGUGUGCAAGCUGUACUUGAGGCAACACUUUUCUUUUUUUUUUACAGCACUGAUUAAAAACAAACACAUUGUCUGAUGAGAUUAUAAAACAUCCGAAGAAUAUCGUCCACCAAUACCCCUUUCGGUGCUCCUCAUGAUGAGAUUUUUACACAAACAAGCAGUAUAAGGGCUCGUCGUAGUUUCGUUUUGAUGGUGAUGCGUAGCUAAAAUCGAUAAAUAACAAUCAGGUAUUCAAAGAGAGGCUCACUAGUUCAAAACCACUAAUUCAACAUUAGAACACUGAAAGUACAUUUUUAUGAUUCGUGAACGUCUUAAACAAGCCAAUUUACCCUUUAGCUAGCCAGCUGAAUUAAGUAGCUACUAAUAGCUAUCAUUGAUUCUGUUUCGCUAAGCACAACAAAUGGCUUAAAUUUUACUUGAUCGAAUGUUGCCACCAAGCGCGGCCCUUGCCAAGUGGAGGCAGGUUGUAGUGGGGUUGACGAUGUUGAGAGGAACUCUGAGAAGAUGUCGCAUAAAGAGGCGAGCAGUACUGCCCUCAGGUCACAUGCAUCAGGGUGUGAUAAGACACGUCAGCCAUUAGACAGCUAGGAGCAUGAAGCGCACCACAGGAUAGAAAUGCCAUGAUCUCUUGAAUUUCUGUUUAUUUUAGACCCUUCUGUGAUUGGCCUUGGCAGCACUGUGGGGUAUAGAUGGAACAGGUCUGUUUUAUGGUCACAUGUAUCAGCAUGUUAAUUGAGGAAUCGGUCACAGUGCGCUGUUAACGGAUCAUACCAAGAGUGUCCUCCACUCAAACCUUCCCUCCGGAUUUCAGUUACUGAGCCUCAGAGAGCUUGGAAACAAGCCAGCAAACCUUUAUCAUCCGUGGAGCCGGGGGCCCCGGCCUCCGGCUGACUCUCGAUGGUCAGUUCAUUCACAGUAUGCUUCCUGUUUACAGUCCAUAGCGCAAACGGUACCGCUGCAAAAUGGCGACAAUUCUAUGGUGCUUCAAGGAUGAUGAAAAACAUCCGCUCUCAUGUGGCCUUAACAAGCUUAAACAUAGUCAGGGAACGCUGGAGGCAGCUGCCAGGUUGGACGCAAGCGUUUCGCUUCCCUUUUGGUCACAGUAAAAACAAACAAAAUAAGUGGAAGGCGGGACUUCCUCCGGCCUUUUGAUGUCUUGAGGGGAGGCCCGUUAUGAUAAGAUGCCAUUUAGCAUUUUGUCUCUACCACAGCUUUUGUACACAGAACUGGUGCUUCUCUCCAACCCCUACGGCCUUCUCCUGUGGCAGCACAAACCAAACCAGCCAAGUGGGCAGCGAUGUUUUUUGUCAUCCGAAAAAAUUCCUCAUGAUCGAAGACCGCUUGAGAUCAAAUGUGACAUUUUCUAGUUUUACGCAGACUGACGUAAAAUCUACUGUAGAAACGGGCAAGAAUGGGAGUCACCAGGCCGCGUUUUCGUACCCUGGUGAACAACCCCUUUACCGAUUGACACUAUACGCUAUCUUCAGUCAGGUGCAAAUAUUACAAUAUGGUGCGGCUCAACAUUAGUCUUCUGUUUUAUAUCUUUUUUUUAAUUAAAAUAUUUUUGUUGUUUUCUUUUUGUUUUUACCUCCAACCUUUUGAUGUCCCUUUUUCGUGUGUUUGGUUUAACCCCUGUAGUACUUAAUCAUAUAGGGCUGUGCCAAUAGAAUAGCCAAUGACAAAAAAAAGGGGAGUCGGUAUUUUUGUAAUUAGAAUUUUAUCAGCUAACAAAACAACUCCGCUAUCGCAAUUUAGCGCGAUGGGAGUACAACUACAUACCUUCCAUAAAAAUGUUACUCCCCUUUUUUUCCACUUCCUCUGUUUAUGGUAGUUUGUUACUGUGUAACAGUUGGCAUGUUUGAGUGUUACUAUUUCCAUACGGCCUUGGCAAAUGUAUCCGGCACCCCUGGAUUCUCAAAAUUUGGAAGGUAAAGAAUAAAUUUCCCCCAAGAAUUUCCCCCUGGGAUCAAUAAUGCUUAUCUUAAAAAUAUGAACUAAUUAGGUUUUAAAUUCAGGGUUGCCUGGCACCUUUGACCACAGGCUGUACAACCGGUAGUAGGGUGUACAGUAUACUUGAGAAAAUAACUGCUUCUGAAAAUCUACCAGAUCAUGGCCUAGUGAUUUUCUGCUCUAUCCCUGCAAUCGGUAUCUUUAUCUCUUACCUUAAUCCCAGAUAAACUUCAUCCAAAUUUGCCCCUCUGGUUUCCAUAACGUCUAGAAGAGGUUCACGUGAAUUCGCUCAAUUUAAAACUUCCUGAGCGGUAGUAAACAAUAAAAAAACAAAAAAGUAGUGGUUGUUGUGGGAACUGAGUAAACCGCCACAAAACAAGUUCGCGAAUAGCAGGUGACGCAAUUCCAAAUGAUUAAUCUGAUGAGUUUGGUGUAUUUUGACUGAAAAAAAGUGACCCCGAUUUAGACAAACUGUGACAGAAGGCUACAGCCAGAAGUAAACUGGUUUUUUAAUCUGUUCUUUACCAUUGCACUGCAUUUAUUGGGACAGCUUCCAUUUAUUACUAUAUUCCCCAAUCCCUGCCCCUUGCUACUCUGAACAAUGGCAAUUCCUAGAUUUUUUUAUACAAAGACAGGUUGGCCUACUGUUUUCGGUUUGUUACGACUUUUUAAAUUACCUAUGGGAUGUACAAAUGAUUUCUUUGCUUAUAUAUAAUGAAAUAGUAAAGAUUAGGUUAAAGAAACAUUAUAAAUGAAUUUGUGUAAACAAAAAUAAGCUACUACGUGUAGGGACAGCGAGUUUGAACAUAACUCGAGGCCCCAUUUUGUAUUUAUAGAUGGUUUUAUGUCUGGCUGAAUAGUGUAUUGUCAUAAAUUUGUCGAGUGAUCUUAACAAUAACCUAUUGGAUAGUUUUGCAUUCGUUUUUUUCUGCACAACCUACACAGCCCUACAUACGCUAUUAUUUGUUUCCUUUUCAAAUAUAUCUAUAUCUAUCUAUCUAUAUAUAUAUGGAGGGAUUGUUGGAGUUUCAUAAGGUGCUAAACAUUUUAUCUCAAUGAAAUAUAUUAUUAGAAAAAUGAAAUCAGUUUAUUCUGACAAUGACUGUUUUUAAGUUCCGGCAUAUUUUUUUUUUUUUU
This is a messenger RNA of Brienomyrus brachyistius, 7063 nucleotides long. Its product is annotated as DNA (cytosine-5)-methyltransferase 3A. Lineage: Eukaryota; Metazoa; Chordata; Actinopteri; Osteoglossiformes; Mormyridae. The transcript is spliced from 18 exons. Gene Ontology annotation, biological process: negative regulation of DNA-templated transcription. Bases 1690 to 3768 code for a protein of 692 amino acids. The record is from RefSeq and is a predicted model, not a curated record. Gene Ontology annotation, molecular function: methyltransferase activity. Gene Ontology annotation, cellular component: nucleus; cytoplasm.